This is a messenger RNA of Momordica charantia (bitter melon), 933 nucleotides long. RefSeq names its product Nucleic acid-binding, OB-fold-like protein. Lineage: Eukaryota; Viridiplantae; Streptophyta; Magnoliopsida; Cucurbitales; Cucurbitaceae. The record is from RefSeq and is a predicted model, not a curated record.
UAUUUCUUUCCUCGAAGCUAGAGUUUGACGGCUACGUUUCUCUUUCUCAGAAUCAGAUCGGCCUCCUUUCCCCCUUUCGUCUUCGCCUCUACCACUCGUAAAAGGUAUUUUGGGAAAUGGCAGAAUCAAAACCUGGACUGAGGAAACCGGUAUUUACCAAGGUUGACCAACUUCGGCCUGGCACCAGUGGGCAUACUCUUACAGUGAAGGUUGUGAAUACUAAGAUGGUAUUACAGAAGGGUCGCCCUGAUGGUCCUCAAGUCCGUCAGAUGCGAAUUGCUGAAUGCUUGGUGGGUGAUGAGACUGGAAUGAUCAUAUUUACUGCCAGAAAUGAUCAAGUGGACAUGAUGAAAGAAGGUGCUACCAUUAUUCUGCGCAAUGCUAAGAUAGACAUGUUUAAAGGAUCAAUGAGACUUGCUGUGGAUAGGUGGGGCCGAGUUGAAGUUACUGAGCCUGCCAGUUUUACUGUUAAAGAAGAUAACAAUCUUUCACUCAUUGAAUAUGAACUUGUGAAUGUGGUGGAAGAGUGAAUUUUGUGAUCGUGUUCACUUUCCUGCUGCAACCUGACCGUAAAAUAAAACAAUCCAGCUACAAAAUUACAAGUUUCCUUUGAGGUACCGAAAAAUGCUCGCGAAAGUUCAUUAUUAGGAAAUAGAAUUCUGGAAGCCAGUUGUACGAAAGUUGAUUCUCAUCCCUGCUGCCUAUUGGUGGAACUGUUGUUGGGAUCUUCAAACAGGUGGUAAUGGCUGUCAGUUGAUGGAAGAAGGCUUAGCUGGCUUUUGUGAUCUUUCCUUUGUCUGGUAUUUGUUGCUUAUGAACACAGUUUAUGAUGUUCUUGACUAUCAUCAGAUGACAGACUUGCGCCUUGCUCCGUUAAACUUAUGUUUUGAUUAUUCCAGGUUUAUGCCAACUUAACCGCUUUCUGAUGCCAAA